AUGUCUCCUCGCGUCUGGCUCGUCACUGGAACAUCCUCUGGUCUAGGUACUGAACUUGUUAAAGCAGUGCUGGCUCGCGGAGAUAAUGUAAUUGCAACCGCUCGCAAUGCCGACCGAAUCGCCCAUUUAAAGAAGAUUGGCGCUGCAACCAUGCAGUUGGAUAUCACUGUCUCCCAAAGCGAGCUGGAUCGCAAGGCUGAAGAGGCAAUUGCAGUGUACGGCAGAGUGGAUGUACUAGUAAACAAUGCUGGAUACACACAAUUUGGAACCGUCGAAGAGUCUAGCCACGAUGAGUGGUAUGCGCAGUUUAACACGAAUGUCUUCGGCACCCUCAAUACAACUAGGUCAUUCCUUCCGCAUAUGCGAGCAAGAAAAGCCGGUACAAUUGUGUUUAUCGGCUCUAUGGUAGCGUGGGACGGAGCACCCACCGUCGGACCAUACUGUGCUUCAAAGGCCGCGAUACACUACGCCUCCGAGUCCCUGUCUCGAGAAUUAGCCCCCAUCGGGAUCAAAACUCUCCUGGUGGAGCCUGGCACAUUUCGCACUGGGCUUUUGAGUGAACAGAAUAAGAAGUCCGCGGUAACCAAGUUCGAUGACUACAAGGCUCUAAACGAGUCUUUUGAGGGCAUUUUCAACGAGUUGAAUGGGAACCAGGCUGGCGAUGCGAGAAAAGGUGUCGAGCGCAUUGUCGAUGUUGUUAAGGGAGAAAAUGGCGCAGCUGAAAAGGAGUGGCCGGCGGAAUUGGUUAUUGGAUCUGACGCUGUGGAUACCAUUAGGAAGAAGUGUGAGGACACCCUACGACUGUUGGCGGAGUGGGAGGAGGUCUCUAGGUCGACUGAUCUGUAG
Penicillium bovifimosum is the source of this 846-nucleotide messenger RNA. RefSeq names its product SDR family oxidoreductase. The coding region runs from base 1 to 846 and encodes 281 amino acids. The transcript has 3 exons. The record is from RefSeq and is a predicted model, not a curated record. NCBI's taxonomy places the organism in Eukaryota, Fungi, Ascomycota, Eurotiomycetes, Eurotiales, Aspergillaceae.